Molecule: messenger RNA, 402 nt
Organism: Diabrotica balteata
Lineage: Eukaryota; Metazoa; Arthropoda; Insecta; Coleoptera; Chrysomelidae
Source: the annotation of a GenBank genome assembly
AUGUUUGAUACUUUUCAAGAAAAAAAAUUUAAAGAACCUGAUCAAAGAUAUACUGUAGAUGGGGAUAUUUUGAUCACACAUGUUAAACUUCCGAAACACUUCUUUCCCGAUUCAACCAUCAUCAAACACCUCCAAAUUUCUCAAAGCAACAUUCAAGAACUACACGACGACUGCCUCCUACCUCUAAAACCCCAUUUAGAGUCGUUCAGUUUGGUUUCAGGGCGUCUUAAGGAAAUACCUCAAAAAGCAUUUAAGGGAUUGAAUAAGUUAAUUGCUUUAGAUCUAGAGGCUAACGCUAUUGUAGAUUUGCCAAGUUACAGUUUCUACGGAUUACAUCUGAUCAAGUUGAAUAUGAAAGGAAACCAAAUUCAAAAGGUAUCUGACAAAGUGAAUACGAAAUAG